AUGCAGGCAGCAACCAAUACUCAUAGCACACAAAUUUUAACUCAGCAAAUAAAGCUUGAAAAUGAGAUAAAACCCCAUAUUUCUGUCAAAGAUAGAAUUUCUAAAAGUUUCUACAAACAAAAAGUACAUACCGUUUCCGUUUACCAUGAUAAUUCUGCCAGUUCUAAACAAUCAGUUCUUGAAUACCCUUAUUGUACUAAUAAUGGUUUCGUUGCUGCAAUAAUUCAUGCUUAUAAUCACCAUCAACAUUUACGUUUAAGUCCUGAUGAUAUUUGGCUUACAAUUUCUCAAGGCGUUAGUCGUCAUAUUAAUUAUAAUGCUGAGAAAUUUCGUCAUUAUUUCGUUAAACAUGAAGGAAAGAAAGAAGUUGCUAUCUUUGCUGAUGAUAUCUUACACACAAAUCCAAAUAAAGAUACCCUUGAAGGUAAUUGGCCAGAAGUCGUAAAUAGACUUGUUAUAGAAACUGAUAAACGUGUGGAGAAAAUUGACCUUGCUCAAUUAUUGGAAUGUGAUUUCUCAACAACAACUUCAAGCUCUUUAACGGCAAGUCGUAUCGUAUUAUUAGAUAUGGUUAAAGCUUAUUUUAGUUUUAAAGUCAUGCUUGUUUGUGGAAUUCCAAAAGUUACACUUGAAGGUACACUCGAAGAUUGGACAAAGCUUCAAGAAAAAGUCAUUAAAUUAAGAAACUUAAAUUUAGAAUUAGACUUUUGGUUGGAUCGCCUUGAACCUGUGAUUUGGAAAUUAGUAGAUACUUAUCGUGGUGAGGUUGAUAAAGACUUUUGGAGCCGAGUUAUGACUUUACGACAUUAUGGUUCUGGAGGACAAAUUACACUUACAGGAUGGAUCACGGCAUUCUUUCCUUAUGACCGUUCAGGAACUGCUUUAAAUUCAAAUUCAAAUUCUUUAGAUGGUGGUGAUUUUCCAGAUGGCACAGUAGAAGUCCCAUUUACUACUGAUACUGGGCUUUCUUUGAAAUUUGCAGCCGGUUUUAUUGGAACUAAUCAAGAAAUUAUUGAAACUUUGGGUAGUGAACCUGUUGUGUCUCCUGUUAUUGGAUGGGCUGUUAUGGAUAAUGUGAAGGAUUCUUCUAAUAAUGAUGAUUUUGGAUAUUAA
Racocetra persica is the source of this 1113-nucleotide messenger RNA. The record is from the annotation of a GenBank genome assembly. Lineage: Eukaryota; Fungi; Glomeromycota; Glomeromycetes; Diversisporales; Gigasporaceae.